AUGAGUAGAUAUCUAGCACGAUUCUUGGUAUCUAGAUACUUCUCCUCUGCUUCUUCUCGUCCUCUACAUGUUUGCAUCGUUGGGAGUGGACCUGCUGGUUUCUAUACUGCUGAUAAGUUAUUGAAGGCGCAUGGGGAAGCACGCAUUGAUAUAAUUGAUCGGUUACCUACACCUUUUGGACUUGUUCGGUCUGGUGUUGCGCCUGAUCAUCCUGACACUAAGAAUGCCAUUAACCAGUUCUCGCUUGUGGCGCAACACAAGCGUUGUUCUUUUUAUGGGAAUGUGAAGCUUGGAUCGGAUUUAUUACUUUCUGAGCUGCGGGAUUUGUAUCACGUGGUUGUACUUGCAUAUGGUGCUGAAAGUGACAAAGAUCUUGGCAUUCCAGGUGAGCGUUUGAGUGGUAUAUACUCUGCAAGAGAAUUCGUUUGGUGGUAUAAUGGGCAUCCGGACUAUAGCAGUUUGAAACCUGACUUGAAAAGGUCCGACACAGCUGUUAUUCUUGGCCAGGGUAAUGUAGCUCUCGAUGUUGCUAGGAUUCUAUUAAGACCGACAACAGAGUUGGCGUCAACUGAUAUUGCUAGGCAUGCUUUAUCUGCGCUGGAAGAAAGUUCUAUAAGGAAGGUAUAUCUCAUCGGAAGACGGGGGCCAGUUCAAGCAGCAUUGACUGCUAAAGAGCUUCGAGAAGUUCUCGGGAUUAAGAAUUUGCACGUUCGAAUAAAGGAGACUGACUUGAAUGUAACUCCGGCUGAUGAGGAAGAAAUGAAAAACAGUAGAGCCAGAAAGAGGAUCUAUGAGUUACUGUCCAAGGCUGCUGCAGCAGCAGGAACAUCCGAAGCAGACCCUGAUCAACGAGAGCUGCACUUUGUUUUCUUCCGCCAACCUGACCAGUUCUUGGAGUCAGAUGAAAGAAGGGGCCAAGUUUCCGGUGUAAAUUUGGAAAAAACCAUUCUUGAAAGUGUUGAAAGCGGAAAGCAAAUUGCAGUCGGUACAGGAGAGUUUGAGGAUCUUAGCUGCAGUAUGGUGCUGAAGGCCAUUGGUUACAAGUCGGUUCCAAUCAACGGUUUACCCUUUGAUCACAAGAAAGGUAUUGUCCCGAAUGUAAGUGGUCGAGUAGUUAGUCAAACUUCAGGAGGCAUAUCACAGAAUGAGCCCGGCUUAUACGUAUGUGGAUGGCUCAAAAGAGGACCAGUAGGCAUAAUUGGCACAAACCUUUACUGUGCGGAAGAAACAGUUGGUAGCAUAAGCGAAGACAUUGCAGAAGGUGUUUGUACGAGCGUAAAAGCAGGAAGCAAAGGACUGAUGGAAUUGCUGGAGAAGAGAAAUGUGAAGAAGGUAGAUUUUAGUGGAUGGGAGAAAAUUGAUGCCAAAGAAAAACAAAUGGGGAGUGAAAGAAACAAGGACAGAGAAAAAUUAGUCUCAUGGGAGGAUCUUUUAGCAGCAGCAGCCAGCUAG
Messenger RNA from Arabis nemorensis, 1452 nucleotides. The record is from the annotation of a GenBank genome assembly. Lineage: Eukaryota; Viridiplantae; Streptophyta; Magnoliopsida; Brassicales; Brassicaceae.